AUGGUAUUAAUACUUACUGAAGCUGAUGUUGAACUGUUAGCCAACAAGACUGAUUGGUUGGUGGGCAUUGAUGUGAAUGAAGCUGUGUUUAGGGAGGAGUCACUGCAACAUACAUUAUGCCCACAGCGUCAGAUCAUCGAUACGAUGAAUGAAGCUGCCACAGAGAAGACUAUGACAACUUACUUCAAGUACGCCUCGGUCAAGGGUCUGGGCAUCGGCACCAAGGUCGUCAGUGUGGUGCCCGGUAACGCGCGUCUCAACAAGCCCACCGUACCCGCCACCGUACUGCUGAUCGACCCAGUGGACGGAUCAUCUCUGGCCCUAAUCGGUGGCACCUACCUCACUGGAUACCGCACGGCAGCCGGCAGUGCUGUGGCCGCUCGCUACCUGGCACCUAAAGACAGCUCUGUGCUCUCUGUGUUUGGCGCGGGUCUCCAGGCCCGAUGCCACAUCGAGGCCUUGCUGGCCGUCAUGAAGGGCAUCACCGUGAUCAACAUACACAACAGGACUGUGGCCACUGCCGUUGCAUUGGUGGACUCCCUCAGGUUAAAGUAUAGCAACGUUCGAUUCGUUGUUGUGUCCGCGGAGGAGGCCGUGUCCUCAAUUGUCAGCGAGUCGGACAUCAUCGUUGCCGCUACCAACUCAUCGAAACCUCUCUUUGAUGGUCGAUGGGUCAAGCCAAACUCAAUGGUCAUUGCCGUGGGCAGCAGUAGACCAGACUCACGCGAGCUUGACAGCGCAACUGUAUGUUCAUCGACGGCCACCAUCAUUGUGGAUGACCCUGGCUCAUGUCUUGUGUCGGGCGACAUCCACUCGCCACUCCAAGAAGGUGUCAUCACGCAGGGUGACCUCGUGCGACUGAGCAGCGUCGUUGCAGCCAAAGGACUGCCUGCUGGCACUACCAAGAAGUCCAUCAUUGUGUACAAAUCUGCUGGUACCGCCAUCCAAGACAUCGGUACUGGUAAGAUGUUCUAUGAUCUGGCAAUAAAGUCCAAUACGGGCGUCAAGGUUGACCUUUGA
Acytostelium subglobosum LB1 is the source of this 1020-nucleotide messenger RNA. RefSeq lists its product as hypothetical. Gene Ontology annotation, cellular component: cytoplasm. The coding region runs from base 1 to 1020 and encodes 339 amino acids. Lineage: Eukaryota; Evosea; Eumycetozoa; Acytosteliales; Acytosteliaceae. The transcript is spliced from 2 exons. The record is from RefSeq and is a predicted model, not a curated record.